AUGGCAGGUGAGGACGUGGACUUUGCGAAGUUGUUCGCUACCAACAACUCCGAUGAUGAUGGCAUGUCUAACAUUGAUUUUCAAAGCGGUUUGAACUUCCUCAACAUGGACGACCAUUAUGACGCUCUUAAGGAGUCAAUUUUAUUUUCGUUCUAUUUCCAUGUUGAUUGGUGGGAGUGUGUUCUAACUCCAAUUUCAAUACCGAAAGGGGCUUUUGCAUUUUUCUUGGUGAAUGGUCCUGAUCCUGAAAAUUGUGCAUCAAAAAAUGCUCCACCUAAUGAGUCUGGCAUCCUUGAUACUUCUCAGAUUCACCAAGUGCCUCAAGUGUUAGAAGAACCUCAUUUCUCUGGGUUGGAUUUAGUCAAUUCGGGCACAAGGUGGUCUCCAUUCUGUUUAGAUGUAUCAGAUUCCUGGGCCGGAGGUUCCGAUUCUUUAUUUGAUUCUGCAGUAAAAUCUUUGCGUGACGACCGUAAACAUGAAAACCUGGGACCUCAAUCUCUGGCUUGCUCUUCACCGGGUGAUUUCUUCGGGGACGCGUUCUCUUUUGGUGAAGAUGAUGAGAUUUGCCCGAAAGAAAGGACCGGAGUUUCUAGCCGCGAGAUACCUGCUAAUGGUGUGGAAUCUAGUCCCCUUGAGGCACAUUCAUAUGGAGAUAACUUGAAUUUUGGUACAUGGAGAGGUGAAAAUGAGAGCCAACUCAAGCAUGUGGGAGAGAAUGCUGAAUCUGAAAAUGCUUCACUCAGCUCUAUCAUUCGGAAUGGUGAACUGAAUUUUGAAGGUUGUGUUAAAAACAUCAUUGGGGGGAAUUCUGGGAAUCAGGAAAAUGGCUCGUAUACCAAUUUUGAAAAUUCAGUCAUGGAUGCUGAUAGAUCUUUUCCUGUUGCAUCUUCAGCUAAUUCUACUGUUGGUCAAGAUUCCCGUGUUCCUGAUAAUUUUAUUGAUUGCCAGCUAUCUUCAAAUUGUUACCUGGGAACAUAUGGUAGACCCGUUGUUUCUGACUCAUCUAUUCGUAUAUUGCCCUCUCAACCAUGGACAAAUGAAGAAAUGAUGAGUAACAUGAAGGCUGAAAAUGGGAAGUUCAAUGCUGAUAUGGCAUCGACACAUAUGAGUCGUGGCAUGCACUCAAGCACUACUGGGGAUAUAUCUUAUCAAGAUGGUCAAAUUGUGUUAGCAGAUAGUGGUUAUCCAUCUUUUUCUUCUGGUAAUGUUAUCUUCAAUGGUGAGAUUUCAAUGCCGCUCUCAACCUACAUGUCAAGUAGAGACCAAUCAUUUUAUGUAAAAGCUGAAAGAAAACAACAGAUUACACCUUACCAAAAUAACUUUCACAAUGGUGCUGCUGAGUUAAAUGUAGGCCAAGAGGUGAAGCAAUUAACUAGUGUUUUUCCUUCAAUGGGGUAUCAGAGUAAUGAAUGUUUUAAGAAUGAGGACACUUAUGCAGUUCAAACAUCUGCAGUAUCCAAUAAUUAUCAGCAUAUCAUUGAUGGAACUAAUAGUAAUUUUGAAGGAAGCGUGGGGAAUUUGAAUUUAAAAGUUGUAGAUAGAUCAUUGCCCCAUGCUCGAGCUCCAAUUGCUAGUGAGAAUCAGUUUGCUCGUGUUAAGAGAAGAGACAAGGAAAUUAUUCAACAUAAACAUGUUGAUUCUGAAAAAGUCGGGAAUUCUCUUAAUAUAUCUCAAUCUUCUAAACAAGUUAAUUCCCAGCUCAAUAUGGUUGGAAGCAACAGACGGAAGGCAUGUGAUGAGAGAAAUAUAUUACAAGUUGCUUUGCAGGUUUUGUCUCAGCCAAAAUCAGAAGUUAGCUUACCAGAUGGGUUGUUGGCAGUUCCUCUGUUAAGACAUCAGAGAAUUGCUUUAUCAUGGAUGGUUCAGAAGGAAACAUCAUGUUCAUAUUGCUCAGGAGGAAUUCUUGCAGAUGAUCAGGGACUUGGAAAAACGGUGACAACUAUUGCAUUAAUAUUAAAGCAAAGACCUCCAGCACUUACUGUGUGCCCUAAUGUCCAAAAAGGUGAAUUAGAAGCUUCCAAUCUGAGCAUGAAUUUGUUGGAACAAGAAAAGGGAGGGCCAUCUGCUGGGACCCUUAUUGUUUGUCCCACUUCUGUCCUGCGCCAAUGGGCCGAGGAGUUGCAAAAUAAAGUAACCAGCCAAGCAAAUCUCUCAGUGCUAGUGUACCAUGGACGUAAUCGAACAAAAGAUCCUUAUGAGGUGGCUAAGUAUGAUGUUGUCCUGACAACUUAUGCCAUUGUCAGCUUGGAGGUCCCUAAGCAGCCUAUAGUUAACAAAGAUGGUGAAGAAAAAGGAAUUUUUGAAGAUUAUGCUCUACCAAGUAGGAAAAGGAAAUACCCUUCUAAUUCAGAUAUGAGUGGCAAGAAGGAAUUGGAUAGCACAAUGCUUGAGGCUGUUUCCCAGCCUCUUGCAAAGGUGGCAUGGUUUAGGGUUGUUCUGGAUGAGGCCCAGAGUAUAAAGAAUCGCAAAACUCAAUUUGCAAGUGCAUGUUCGGAUCUUCAUGCUAAGCGUAGAUGGUGUUUAUCAGGAACUCCCAUCCAGAAUUCAAUUGAUGAUCUCUAUAGUUACUUCAAAUUUCUAAGAUAUUCUCCUUAUGAUGUCUAUCCAUCAUUUUGUGCUACAAUUAAGAUCCCAAUUAGCAGAAGUCCAACAACAGGGUAUAGAAAGCUACAAGCUGUCUUGAAUACAAUUAUGUUACGUCGGACUAAAGGCACACUUCUGGAUGGGGAACCUAUUAUUUCCUUGCCGCCUAAAUUUGUAAAGCUGGAAAAAGUUGAUUUUUCAAGGGAGGAACAUGGUUUUUAUUUAAAACUAGAGGCUGAUUCACGUGCACAGUUUAAGAAAUAUGCUGAUGCUGGAACUGUCCUGCAAAAUUAUAGCAACAUUUUGCAGAUGCUUCUGCACCUUAGACAAGCUUGUGAUCACCCUCUGCUUGUCAAGCCAUACAAUUCUAGUUCUCUAUGGAGAUCUUCAGUUGAGAUGGCAGAGAAUCUUCCCCAGGAAAAACAAAUAUCUCUUUCGAAAUGUUUAGAGGCUUCCUUGGCUCUCUGCGUCAUUUGUAAUGAUCCUCCUGAAGAUGCUGUUGUUUCAGUUUGCGGUCAUGUUUUCUGUAACCAGUGCAUCUAUGACCGUCUUAGCGGCAAUGACAAGCAGUGCCCUGCUACAAAUUGCAAAGGUCGACUGAACACAGCUUCAGUGUUUUCUAACGCCACACUGAGCAAUUGUUUUUCCAACCAGGAUUGUGAUAAUUCACCUUGUUGCUCUGGUUGUGAAGUGGAAGAAUCUGAACCAUGGUCUCGAAGCCAAUCAUAUGAAUCUUCAAAAAUGAAGGCUGCGCUGAAAGUUUUGAAAUCAAGUACUGUUGAAGGGGAGAAAGCGAUAGUCUUCACUCAGUGGACGAGUAUGCUGGAUUUACUAGGAGUGUCUCUUAAGAAUUCUUCCAUUCAGUAUAGAAGGCUUGAUGGAAAUAUGUCAGUUGCUGCAAGAGACAAGGCCAUUAAAGAUUUUAACGUCCUUCCUGAGGUUUCAGUUAUGAUUAUGUGUUUGAAGGCUGCCAGUCUUGGCCUAAACUUGAUUGUAGCCUCUCAUGUUCUUAUGCUAGAUUUAUGGUGGAAUCCUACAACUGAAGAUCAAGCAAUAGAUAGAGCACAUCGAAUUGGGCAGACUCGUCCUGUCACUGUUGUGCGAUUAACUGUGAGAGAUACAGUUGAAGAUCGUAUUCUUGCACUGCAGGAAAAGAAACGAAAGGUGGUUGCACAUGCAUUUGGGGAGAAUGAUACUGGUGGUCGUCAGAGUCAACUUACUGUGGAUGAAUUGAAAUGUUUGUUCAAGAUAUGAUUUGAGAGAGCAGUAGAACAGAAUAUAGCAGCAAAGAAGAUUUUAUGUAUCUGGGACAUUCUUAAGCAAUUUUGGAGGUUGUUUUCUCUGGAGAUUGAAGAAGAUGGAGUCCUAGUGCGCUUUGAAGCUUUGAAGACUUUUUCAUCUUGAAUUUGUCUUUGGAUUAUGGAAGCCAUGCUAGGCUAAAACUCUUAAGUAUUUGGGGUUGAUUGAUUUAUCUUACUUUAUGUUUUGAAUUUCCUUUGUACUCAUGGAGUAGUAGUUAUAUCUAUGAAUUUCUCAUCCUUCAUAAUUGAACCCAAACGACAUAUUAUUUUGCUAUUUUGUAUAUGAUUAGGAGAUCAAUAGGAAAUAUGGAACUGGUGAGAAGAAAUUGAUUGGGAAC
This is a messenger RNA of Lotus japonicus, 4222 nucleotides long. Its product is annotated as helicase-like transcription factor CHR28. The transcript is spliced from 15 exons. Gene Ontology annotation, molecular function: ATP-dependent chromatin remodeler activity; ATP binding. Bases 1 to 3837 code for a protein of 1278 amino acids. NCBI's taxonomy places the organism in Eukaryota, Viridiplantae, Streptophyta, Magnoliopsida, Fabales, Fabaceae. The record is from RefSeq and is a predicted model, not a curated record.